Musa acuminata subsp. malaccensis (wild Malaysian banana) is the source of this 925-nucleotide messenger RNA. Its product is annotated as ADP-ribosylation factor 1. Gene Ontology annotation, cellular component: Golgi apparatus; cytoplasm. Gene Ontology annotation, molecular function: GTPase activity; GTP binding. NCBI's taxonomy places the organism in Eukaryota, Viridiplantae, Streptophyta, Magnoliopsida, Zingiberales, Musaceae. Gene Ontology annotation, biological process: intracellular protein transport; vesicle-mediated transport. The record is from RefSeq and is a predicted model, not a curated record.
UCCCCCUCCUCCGAUCCCUUUAACCCUUCUCCUUUCCCCGCAGGGGUAGGGUUACGCCGCUCGGAUCUGGAUUCUCGACGGAGGAUCCCAACCAUCUCGAUCUGAUCGAUCCGCUGCGCGUCCAUGGGCAUCCUCUUCACCCGCUUGUUCUCGUCCCUCUUCGGCAAUCGGGAGGCUCGGAUCCUCGUACUCGGCCUCGACAAUGCCGGGAAGACCACCAUCCUCUAUCGGCUUCAGAUGGGGGAGGUGGUCUCGACCAUCCCAACGAUCGGGUUCAACGUGGAAACCGUGCAGUACAACAAUGUUAAGUUUCAAGUUUGGGAUCUGGGUGGGCAGACGAGCAUUAGACCCUACUGGAGGUGCUACUUUCCAAACACUCAAGCUGUUAUAUAUGUUGUUGAUUCCAGCGACACAGACAGACUUGUGACUGCUAAGGAUGAAUUUCAUGCUAUCCUGGAGGAGGAAGAGCUGAAAAGUGCUGUUGUCCUCGUGUUUGCAAACAAGCAGGAUCUGCCUGGUGCUCUUGAUGAUGCUGCAAUAACAGAAGCCUUGGAAUUACACAAAAUCAAAAAUCGUCAAUGGGCAAUUUUUAAAACUUCAGCAAUAAAAGGAGAAGGGCUUUUUGAGGGACUGGAUUGGCUUAGCAAUACACUCAAGUCAGGUGGAGGCUAAACUUUGCUAAAAGCACAACUCAUAUCCUAGGUCGGGGACAAAACCUUUUUGAACUCUGGAAAAAAUUCGACGACACCGCAUAUUGAUAUUAAAUCUUGCUGAGCGUACGGUAGCCAUGAAUUUUCCUUAUUCAGAUCUACUUGAAAAGUUGUGGUUCAAAGAUCGAAUACAUGGUAAUUUUAGUUGUUAUUAUUUGUAAAAUUUGUUGCAAGAAAUCUUGUUUUAUUAUCUUUCAUACACAAAGGAUACGAUG